Messenger RNA from Striga hermonthica, 1356 nucleotides. Lineage: Eukaryota; Viridiplantae; Streptophyta; Magnoliopsida; Lamiales; Orobanchaceae. The record is from the annotation of a GenBank genome assembly.
AAUGGGAUUACAUCUCAGCUGACUGCGCCUGGUACUCCCCAACAGAAUGGCGUAGCAGAGAGAAGGAAUAGGACUUUGCUAGAAAUGGUGAGAUCGAUGAUGAGCUAUGCUUCAUUAGCUACCUCGUUUUGGGGAUAUGCCUUGGAAACGGCGGCGUACCUUCUUAACUUUGUACCUUCUAAAUCAAUUCUGAAUAGUCCAAUAGAAUUGUGGUCCGGGCGCAAGCCCAGUUUCAACCACAUUCGGAUUUGGGGCUGCCCAGCACAUGUGUUGGAUAAGGAAGCUGAUAAGUUGGCACCUAGAACAGAAGUACAGUUGUUUGUAGGUUACCCAAAGGGAAAAAGAGGUGGUUACUUUUUUAGUCCUAAAGAUCAAAGGGUAGUGGUUAGCACCAAUGCCCGAUUUUUAGAGGAAGACUAUAUGAGUGAGAAUAAGUCCAAGGGUGAGAUUAUUCUAAAUGAGUUGGCGGAAGACAAUAGCAUACCGAGUGUGCAAGUGGAUAUACCACAAGAGACUACACAACGUGUUCACUCUAAUGUAUUUACACCUAAAUUGCCUCGUCGUAGUGAGAGGGUUGUUCGUCAUCCCGAUCAUUUCAUGUUUGUGGGAGAGUCCUCCGACUUCAUUCCAAGUGACGAGCAUGAUAGUGACCCCUGGACCUACAAUGAGGAAAUCCAAGACGUAGAUGCAGAAUCUUGGCAGAAAUCUAUGGAUUCUGAGAUUGAAUCUAUUGAUGUUAUGGAUGUAUACGACCUUAGGGACCUUCCUGAAGGCAAGAAAGCCAUUCGCGUAUUUUCGACUUAUCAAAUAUCCCCACGCUUAAAACGAUGCUUGUCCUCAAGCAUCAAGUCAAAUCCAUUAUCUCAACUCAUAAUCAUCAUCUAUCAUUCAAUGCCAAAUCAAAACAUAAAGCAAGCAUCAGCACACAAGUCAAACUUGAGUCCCCAUCAACCAACUAACGAGAAAUAUACCCAACAACCACGUAACUUAAACACAUGGAAAUCAACACUUCUCACGAGAUUCACUGUUUCACUCAAAGUGUAUAGGCUAAAUGUGAAGUGGUAUUCAAGGCUAGUUGCUUCACGAUAUCUUCAAGAGAAGUGCCAGAAUCAGUGCUCAGGGACUGCUCGGGUGGUGCUUGUCUACGAAAUAAUUGAGGGGGACGUUGCUGGAAACUCCCACCAUGGUUCGGGCCAGGCUGCUGGUAAAACAAGUUCCCGUACCUCAAGUUUGGGUGAUCGCGCUGUAAUAUCCCGACUUUUUAUCAGUAUAAAUUAUGUUUUUAGUUCCGAUAUUAUUUUCGGAAAUAAUUAUUUUCAGUUGUUUCAGUCGAAAUUACCGGAAACUAUUUUCGAC